Akanthomyces muscarius is the source of this 279-nucleotide messenger RNA. RefSeq lists its product as uncharacterized. Lineage: Eukaryota; Fungi; Ascomycota; Sordariomycetes; Hypocreales; Cordycipitaceae. The record is from RefSeq and is a predicted model, not a curated record. The coding region runs from base 1 to 279 and encodes 92 amino acids. The transcript is spliced from 2 exons.
AUGGCACCCUUUAUAUUUACACCAUUUUAUACCGGCUUCACCCGACCCGCAAUCAAGACAUUAAACCCAGUCUGGAAACAAGUCAAGCAUCAAAAUACCGCUCCGAAGAGCCAUCCAUUGAAUGCUUUGAAUUCAGGUCUCAUGACUGUCAAGCCCCCGGAGGUUUACCCGGGCGGCUCCGGGUUUAAAGUGGAACGCCCCGAGAGCCCAGCCUUCUUUUGCAGCUCAAUUAUACUGUCAGGCGAGCGUUUUGGGGAGACAGCAAGAGCAGUGAAAUAG